Molecule: messenger RNA, 2731 nt
Organism: Rana temporaria (common frog)
Lineage: Eukaryota; Metazoa; Chordata; Amphibia; Anura; Ranidae
Gene: NUCKS1
Product: nuclear casein kinase and cyclin dependent kinase substrate 1
Exons: 8
Coding region: 478-1380 (300 amino acids)
Biological process (GO): double-strand break repair via homologous recombination; interstrand cross-link repair
Cellular component (GO): cytoplasm
Molecular function (GO): double-stranded DNA binding; single-stranded DNA binding
Source: RefSeq, a predicted model, not a curated record
GGCUCAGGGGUUUGAGGCGGCGGUUGGGGAGGGGGGAUAGACGAGUUAAACCCUCGCCGUACCGUAGUUUAGCGGGAAUUGGGCAUUCUAGGCUUUUACAACGGACGGGGGAACCAAACGAGUGAACGGGUUCUGUGGCGACCGACUGCUCUUUAGCGAUCCAUUUAGCUGGGCGCUCCGCCUCCUCCGGUUUUCCCGCCUCUUUUUUUUUUUUUUUACUCCUUGCCUAGACGGCCAUUAAUGUGAGCUUUUCCCGGGGAAGAAGGAAAAGCCUUUUUUUUCCCCCUCCCCCUCGCAUUUGCUGUAAUAGAACAUCUAGGCUUGGGCCUCUUUUUUUUUUUUAUUCCCAACCCCCCUCCCUCAUUGAAUAACCCCCACCCACCAGAAAGCGACCUCCCGGGGGGGUUCUUUUUUCCGAAGGCAGACGUUCGCCCCCCACCUUCUAUCUCUAGUUGCUGUUUGGUGCGCCAAGGAAUCAUGUCUAGGCCGGUGAGGAACAGAAAAGUGGUUGAUUAUUCACAGUUUCAAGAUUCUGAUGAUGAAGAGUAUGGAAGAGAAUCUGCUCCGCCAGCCAAGAAAUCUCGGGCAUCCACAAGAGAGACGAGAGAGACUAAAGAGAAAAGGCGAUCUGGAAGAAACUCGCAAGAAGAGAGUGAAGAAUCUGAAGAAAAAGAUGUGAAGAAAACCAAAAAAGAGGAGCAUAAUUCAGGAGAGGACCUUGGCAGUGAUGAUGAAGUGGCAGCUGGAGAUGGAAAAGCUGACAGUGACUAUGAAAGUCCCAAAAAAAGCAAAAAGGCCAAAAAACCUAUACCAGAAAAGAAGCGAUCUUCCAAACCUAAAAAAAAAUCUGCUGCAGGUGACAGCGAUGAUGAGAAAGAACGUAAAACUGUACGCCAACAAAGACAAGCUGCAUCUAAGGCUGUUUCCAAGCAGAGAGAAAUGCUGAUAGGUGAAGGUGGAAGUGAGGAUGAAGAGCAGGAGGAAGAAGAGGAAGCACAGUUUUUGGAAAAAGAGUCUGGGAGUGAUGAUGAUUUCAUGGUUGAAGAUGAUGACGACAGUGAUUAUGGUCGAUCAAAGAAGAAGAAAAAGAUUGUGAAAAAAUCUAAACCUGAGAAAAGAGAGAAAAAAGUACCCAAGCCCCGACUAAAAGCUACAGUUACCCCUAGUCCAGCAAAGGCCAAAGGAAAGAGCCGACCUGCGGCCUCAAAGGCCUCCAAGGAGAAGUCUCCAUCACCUAAACCAGAAGAGGAGGAGGAGGAGGAGGAGGAAGAUGAUGAACCAGAGACACCACCACCAGAGAAGAAGGCAGCUGCAAGCCCUCAGCAAGAGAAAUCUGAUGAAGAAGCAUCAGAUGAAGAAGCUCAGUCUACAGAAGACUAAACCUUGUGUUUUUUUGGGGGGGUGGGUUGGGGGAGGCUGUGAGGGGAAUUGGGGAGAUUUUAUUAAAAAAAAUGAAAAAAAAAAAACCAAAAGUACAAAAGACAGAUGGGGUAUAGAACAUGAGGCUAUUUGCUUGACUUAUUCACUUCCAACUGUCUUCAUCUGUUUUAAGAGCAUCAUAUGCGCUUAUUUUUCCUUAAUUUUUUUUUUUUUUUUUUUUAAGGUGAUGCCAUUUUAUGGGGUGGUCAUUUGGUGGUUCCAUCACCUGUUUUGAAUAAAGCCAUGCACAUUUUUACUAUGUCUGCAUUACUAAGAUGUUUGUCUUGUGUGUUUUUCCCCUCUUGCUUUUUACAACACUGGCUAAACAAAGCCCUCGGUUAGCUUAUCAGAAAGCUUUGGUAUAUAGUAGCUUACAUGUGGUUAUUUCUCCCCUUCACUGAUAGAAGGCUCACCAAUUUGAAAACUAAAUUUUUGAUCAUUCUUCUGACUAUGCAUUCAGUAGUCUUUUGUCCCUUACAUGGUUGACUAAAGCCCAUACUUUGUAAUGGGGCUCCAUGUGCGAUUGGACCUUUCUUGCACAGUUGGGUUUGCAAGUAUGAAUGACUUUUUGUUGUGCUCUAAAACAAAUUCACUUCUCACUAUGCCCCCCCUAUUUAGGACAAGAGUGCUUUAAAAUUCCACAAAAUUCUCUAUCAAACAUUUCAGCUGGGUGUGUCAGUUUCUUUAUACACGUUUGUGCAUUUUUUUUUCUCUGAGCAUAUCUAAACCCCAAAGCAACGUCUCUAUAUAUUUCAGCUCGCCAGUCCUUACAAGUAGUUACUGCGUUUGCUAUCCUAAUCCAGGACUUUUUUUGAAUGGUAAUCUGCUAAUGAAACAUUUUAACUAAUGUUAACUAAAUGGACUUCAAAAAUCUGCUUUUUUUUUAUUAUUUUCAUUUUCAUUACGUACUGAAUUUAUGGGACUAGCAGUUUACAUGAAAUGCAUUUCUGGCAAGGUCAAUAGUUAUAUUCUGUACAUGUGCAAAAUUAUUUUUGCCUGGAUAAAACUGAUGCAGCCACAACGUCCAAGAACUGGUGGGCUGAAAUACAUUUUUGGAGGGCAUAAAGUAUGCUUUUCACAGCUCUGUGCAGUACAGUGCUGAUGAAUUAUAUAUAUAUUUUUUUUAAGUCUUUAUUUGGGCUUAUAUUGACCCUUUCUGCACACCUGUUUCUCUAGUCACAUGCUUUAGCAAUGAUGUGAAGGUAUUGACUGAAGAUUUGUAUAUGAAGUCUGAAAACUGUCAGAAUAACUGAUGUAAGCAAACUUGUAACUUUGUUGGAAGCCAUUUGAUAAAAUUGAAAGUUAAUGGUUA